Molecule: messenger RNA, 957 nt
Organism: Lynx canadensis (Canada lynx)
Lineage: Eukaryota; Metazoa; Chordata; Mammalia; Carnivora; Felidae
Gene: PRPS1L1
Product: phosphoribosyl pyrophosphate synthetase 1 like 1
Exons: 1
Coding region: 1-957 (318 amino acids)
Biological process (GO): 5-phosphoribose 1-diphosphate biosynthetic process; purine nucleotide biosynthetic process; ribonucleoside monophosphate biosynthetic process
Cellular component (GO): cytoplasm; ribose phosphate diphosphokinase complex
Molecular function (GO): ATP binding; magnesium ion binding; ribose phosphate diphosphokinase activity
Source: RefSeq, a predicted model, not a curated record
AUGGCAAAUAUCAAAAUCUUCGGGGGCAGCUCCCAUCAGGACCUAUCCCAGAAAAUUGCCGACCACCUGGGCCUGGAGCUAGGCAAGGUGGUGACCAAGAAAUUCAGCAACCAGGAGACCUGUGUGGAAAUUGGCGAGAGUGUGCGAGGAGAGGAUGUCUACAUAGUGCAGAGUGGUUGUGGCGAAAUCAAUGACAGUCUAAUGGAGCUUUUGAUCAUGAUUGAUGCCUGCAAGAUUGCUUCAGCCAGCCGGGUUACUGCGGUCAUCCCAUGCUUCCCUUAUGCCCGGCAGGAUAAGAAGGAUAAGAGCCGGGCCCCAAUAUCCGCCAAACUUGUUGCAAAUAUGCUGUCUGUAGCAGGUGCAGAUCAUAUCAUCACCAUGGACUUACAUGCUUCUCAAAUUCAGGGGUUUUUUGAUAUCCCCGUAGACAAUCUCUAUGCGGAGCCAGCUGUCCUGAAAUGGAUAAGGGAGACUAUCUCUGAGUGGAGGAACUGCACUGUUGUCUCACCAGACGCUGGUGGAGCUAAGAGAGCGACCUCCAUUGCACACAGGUUGCAUGUGGCCUUUGCCUUGAUUCACAAAGAACGGAAGAAGGCUAAUGAAGUGGACCGUAUGGUGCUAGUGGGGGAUGUGAAGGAUCGUGUGGCCAUCCUUGUGGAUGACAUGGCUGAUACUUGUGGUACAAUCUGUCAUGCAGCUGACAAACUUCUCUCCGCUGGAGCCGCCAGAGUUUACGCGAUCUUGACUCACGGAAUCUUUUCUGGCCCGGCCCUUGCUUGCAUCAACAGUGCGUGCUUUGAAGCGGUGGUCGUCACCAAUACCAUACCUCAGGAGGAUAAGAUGAAACAUUGCUCCAAGAUACAGGCGAUCGACAUCUCCAUGAUCCUUGCGGAAGCCAUCAAGAGAACUCACAACGGAGAAUCUGUUUCCUACCUAUUCAGCCAUGUCCCUUUGUAA